Molecule: messenger RNA, 4401 nt
Organism: Struthio camelus australis
Lineage: Eukaryota; Metazoa; Chordata; Aves; Struthioniformes; Struthionidae
Source: RefSeq, a predicted model, not a curated record
UUUGUGCAGUUAGGUAAAAAAGAGGAAGUGCUUCUCUGAGCAAUAAUGUACUCGUUACACAGUAACCAUCAGUGAGAAUCUUGUUUGUGGCACCUCUGUUCACUCACUUAGCUGGACUAUACGCACCACACAUAACUUGCUAGCUAGUGUGGAUGCAGUCUGAGUUGCCAGGAGUUCCAAAGCUGCUGCUGCUGCAAGCUGAAAGCAAUGUGAAAAUGUUUCAGUUCAAUAAAAUUCUGAACUCUCCCUCCCUUCACUGUAUUUCCUCUAUUGAUCUGCAAAAUGUUUUCAGGGCUAAGUUGCCUUGUUCUUCUGACUUAUUUAUAAUGUGUUUAACAUCUUGCUGCUGUUGUGUUUUAACCUUUCCUGUGCUCAUCUUGCAUGUGAGCAGCAGCUGUGACUUUCUACCACAUGAACCGCAUCAUCCUGGUUAAGUUGAACUCCUGUUAAGUUUGGGUAUCUGUUAUGAAAGUGUUGCACUGGCUGCUAAUACAUUAAAAAUUCAGUUGAUAGAAAGUUUGCUACAUCUUAUAUAUUAGAAGAAUUACAUAAAUUUAAAUAAUGGGAGAAGCAAAGCUCUAUCCUACUUUACAAAUGGGAAACUGAGGCACAGAUGUGAUAUGCACAAGGGUGUAUCCAGCUGACAGAUGGACUGGAUUUUCUUAACUCUAAUCCAAUGUUUUACCUCUACCUCCAUCUAUUAAUAAAUGUUCCUAAUUUUCUUCCUGGAGCACUGCUUCUCUAUAUUCUGUCUCAGUGAAGUCCUAUAUCAUAGUAAGCUGCUGAUGCAGUUUUAGCUCCUUUUGAGAUGGAUUAUCAAGGAAAGACUUCUGGGAAGAAAAGGUGGGGGAAGAACUUCAUGGCCCUCCUGCUUCGUAUUAGGCUGUUCAGUUUUUGUUCCCAUUCAUAAGACAAGCUACGUGGCUGUGCAUCCUUGCUUUCUAGCUGCUGGAGAAAGACUGACAGCUUGAGAAGAAUGAAUACUUUGUUUCACCUGACAGGUCCAGUGUAAUGGUAUCAGGUGAAUUAGGUUUGCACUAAGCUCAGAAAGUAUUAGGUUCCUUGUACAUUUCCACUCAUGCAACUGUUUCAGAAGAUAAAGUUAUAACCCUCUGAGAAAAUUCACUAGUUAACUUAAAAAAACAAACAAACAAAAACCUUUCUUUCUCAUUGGGGGAUGCUGUCCUUAGAACAAUAAUGCCGGUGUUUCAUGUGCUGUUUUAGGCGCUGGCAGGAAUGUUUUACUUGUCCUAAUCUCAGUCCGAGGAGCUGGUUCAAGAUUCUUGUUAUGUAGCUUCUAGCAUAUUGCGAAAAUUAGUGCGUAUUUACUGCUUCAUAUCUUAAUUAGCGGUAUAACUGCCAGAUAUGCUGCUGCAAGCACUUUUUAAAGUGAAGUGAUUGCUGAUAUUACUGUGGCCAGCUGAUAUUUUAUUUUUUCCAAAACUCAGUGUAUCCUCCUUUUUCUAGUAUGUAAGGCUUAAUGUAAUAGGGAAGACUACAAUCAAAGUUUAGAGAAGAGGAAGGCAGAACAGGAUUUACUGUCUGGAAGGGCUUGGUUUUGUCAUACUUGAAGUGAAACGUCUUUCUUAUACGAAUACAGUAUGGCAUGUCUUUCUCAAUAUAACUCUGAAAUAUCCACAUCAGACAUGGCAAGUGAAGGUGGGGAGGAGUCCUCUGAGUGCUAUGGGGAAGGGAGUGAAGACAGUUAUUGAACCUCGACAAACAGGUAUAUGUUGAAAGUAUACUCAUUCAUGUAUGAGAAUGACCCAGGAAAAAAGCAUUAACUUUGACUUCUGAUGGCUAAUUCUUGUCAGCAGUGAGCUGCGAGGCAGGCUAGACUUUCCAUAUGGAUUCUGUGGAUUUUCUUGUGGAUUGUGUGCAUGUGGGUUUUUUGUUUGUUUAGCUUUAUAUUGAGAAGUCAAUACAGUAUGCAACUCAACAUCAAGAAAAAAUUACAGAGGCUGGAGAUCAAUUGAAAAAACAUAUUUUAUGUAUAAAUGACACUUCACUGUUGUUUAGUUUUGGUUUUACACUUAGCUAAUAAGCUUCCCAGUCCUGCAGAUUCAGUGUUAUUUGUGCUUAAUUUUGAAGAAUUUUUUAGUAACGGUUGCUUCCUAAGACGAUCUUUUCAAUCAGUAGUUCUGUUUUUUAAUACAGGGUCUGCCUGGACUGUCUGGUUUGGCAGCUAGGUAGGCUAAACUGGGAAAAUUGCUUCACUCUUUCUGGCGUUGAGUACGUUUCUUCCCCUCUCCCCAGCAACAGAAGAGUGCAUUGUGAUGAAGAAGAGGGGGAUAAGCCUCUAAACAACUCUCCUUUCAGAAGAGAUAUACCUUUACUCUGAUUUCAAAAGGUCACCUGCUCUUUAUACGGGAAAUCCCGCCUAGAUGGCUUCUAGCUAUGUCUUUUUAAAGUAACAAUUUAUUUGCCAAUUCAGUGUUACUUUGUAAUAAUCUCCAACUUUACAAUAGGGAACUGCCCAUCUAGUUGCUCUUCACUGUUUUUGCUCACCAGUUUCCAUGUGUCCUCAUUCUUCAGAUUCUUAACUGAUGCAUUUUUCUGUCACCUAGAUAGCAUCAAAACUGCGUAUUCCAGAAGAUAAGGAAAUGUGUGAGCACAAUACAAAAUGAUGAUCCUUUCUUUAAAACUGACAGCUAAAUGUAUUAGAUGAUGUCUGCAGUUCUUACUUCUUCUGGGGAAACUUGACUACUUCCUGUUGCAGUCUAGAGGCAAAGCUCAUUUAAUGCCCACUCCUGUAUAAAAUUCUCUGUUUUGUAGUAUCUCAAGAAAUGAGAUUAAGGCAAAGCUAGUUUUGAAGCUGAGGUGAAAUGUGUCCUACGAGGCCUUUCUCCUGAGCUACAACUUGGUAGUAUGGUCUGUAUCCUGGUGGUUACUUACUGACUUAAGCCUUCUGUUUUGCAGAAUAAGGGCCUGUUUGCUUAAUGGCCACCCCAUUUAAUUUUUCAUGGUAGAAAUUUCUUAUCUGGGCUAUAUUUGAAAUAAUACUUACAGUGCCGUAUUACUGCAAUGUUUAAUACUAGUUACGUUACCUGGCAAACGAGCACCAACUAAUAAAAAGAAUCUAAGCUCCACGACGCUCACAAAUCCCAUUGUGUACCUUUUAAUAAAAUCCUCAGGGCAGUAUUGGAGCAGCCUACCUAUUGAUCCACCUUCCUGACUCUUCCUAACCUAAAGCCUGGAAUAUAAAAAAUGGCUUAAAUACCACAGCAUAUUUGAAAUCAAGCUAUCCUUGCGUGGAAUACUCGUGGUCUGAGGAAAAUGCCACAGGGCUGUCUUCUCUUCUCACCAGGAGGAAGGGUUUCUCACCAUGGCCAUAACGCAGUUUCGGCUCUUUAAAAUCUGUACUUGCCUGGCAGCAGUGCUUUCUUUCAUUAAAAAGCUAAUAUGCAGGUCUGGAAGAGGGCGAAAGUUAAGUGGGGACCAAAUAACUUUGCCAACCACAGUGGAUUAUUCGUCUGUUCCCAAACAGCCAGAAGUAGAAGACUGGUCUUCAUGGGAUGAAGAUGCACCUACCAGUGUGAAGAUUGAAGGUGGGAACGGUAAUGUGACUGCUCAGCAAAAUGCUUUGGAACAAAUGGAACCUGAUUAUUUCAAAGACAUGACACCAACUAUAAGAAAAACUCAAAAAAUAGUUAUUAAAAAACGAGAGCCUUUAAAUUUUGGAAUCCCGGAGGGAAACUCAGGAUUCUCUAGCAGAUUAGCAGCUACACAAGAUAUUCCUUUUAUUCACCAGUCUCCUGAAUUGGGAGACCUGGAUACCUGGCAAGAAAAUACUAAUGCUUGGGAAGAAGAGGAAGAUGCUGCCUGGCAGGCAGAAGAAGUACUUAGGCAGCAGAAGAUAGCAGAAAGGGAAAAGAGAGCAGCAGAACAACAACGAAAGAAAAUGGAGAAAGAGGCUCAAAGGCUAAUGAAAAAAGAACAAAACAAAAUUGGCGUUAAACUUUCCUAACAGAAACCAGGCAUCAAUGGCAAUGCCAGUAAAAAAAGAGAAUUCCAGCUCUACAACAUAUGCAUUACUGGUAUUGAUUUAAGUAUUUCUAGGACUUCAAUGUACUGCUUGGUUUUAAUGCAUUCUUCAGGUCAUCUCGGAAGCCAGAAUUCUCCUAAAAUACCUUGAACUACUAGCGGACAGAUCUUUAAUGGGGCGGGUAGGGGGGGAAACCACACACAAAAUCAUGCCUCAAAUGAUCUUUUCUGCAAUAGCUCUAUUCUGGCACUGUUCUCUGCGAGAAAAGUGACCGAACGGGGAUGUUGAUUGAGAGACGUUCUUAAUGAACAGCUCAAGCUUAGGGAAAGGAGUGUAAAUAUUCAGUGGUGGGGAAUAUACUGUAUUGUCUGUGCUUACCUGAAAUAUGUAAUUAAAUGAUUUUAAAGAACCCUUUG